AACUACAUACACAUACAACUGUUAAAACAACAAAAUGGUGACAUACAGAGAUAUUGUACCUAUUGGUACUGGAUUGAUUAUAGCAGCUUCUAGUUUUGGUCUUGGAGUUGUGUACUCCUCUUGGCCCUAUGAUGUCAAUACCCUUUGGAGAUAUGAAGAAGGAGCAAUUGAUGUUUCAAUUGCCCAUUAUCAACAAUGGGCCAACUCUCCAAUGUACAUCCAUUAUACAUUACAAGCUGUUGCUGGAUUGGGUCUCCUUGGAUGUUUUAUCAAGUUGUACAAGCCAAAUGAAGAUGCAAAAUAUUUUGAAUAUGGUACCUUGGGUUUAUUGAUGGUUGGUUUAAUUAUCUACUUAACUAACUUAAGAACUGGUAUCAAUUCUUGUAUCACUGGUAAUUGGGGUGAAGUUGAUGCUGCCACUGGAGUCAAUGUCAUGGCUGCUUCUCAAGUCAUGAUUGUUUUUGCCCUUGUUGGUGUUUUGGUAUUACAAGCAGGAUUAUACUAUGCUGAAUGGUAUGAAAACAAAUUAAAGGAAGAAUUCUACAAAGAAGAGGCUGCCGAAGCUGCCGCUGCUGCUGAAAAGCAAGCUAAGGAAGAAGAAGAAGUUCAGGCUGAAACCCAAGAAAAUGCGGAGACUAGUGGAGCAGCUCGUAAGACCAAACAAACUGCUAGAAAGAGAAAGUCAUAGACAAUUCAACCAGUAAGUUUAUCUAUUUUUAUGGGUAUUUGUAAAAUUAUUGUUUACCAUCUGGAUUCUAUAUAGUCUUGUAUAACACCUACAGUAAUAACAUUUUAUUGACAUUUCC
Molecule: messenger RNA, 806 nt
Organism: Spathaspora passalidarum NRRL Y-27907
Lineage: Eukaryota; Fungi; Ascomycota; Pichiomycetes; Serinales; Debaryomycetaceae
Gene: CSH3
Product: Csh3p
Exons: 1
Coding region: 35-688 (217 amino acids)
Biological process (GO): endoplasmic reticulum to Golgi vesicle-mediated transport
Cellular component (GO): endoplasmic reticulum membrane
Source: RefSeq, a predicted model, not a curated record